AAUCCAUCGUUCAUUCACGCAUUUUUCCGAGCACAUGAAGCUCGCAUCAAUGGCGAAAGCCAGACACGCUAUCAAGCAGCAUGCUUUCUCUCAAGAAACGCUCUCAUGAUCUCCGCCUCUGCUGCCAUUCGAGAGCUCCUCCGCCACCGCGUUCGGCUCCUCUCCUCUCUCCCUCCUGGUAUCGUCCCAUUCCCACCUCCCUCUCAAACCUCCGGCCACCGCCGACCACCGCUCCCAGUACCAUUGCCGAAGCGCCUGGGAUUUUCACCAGACCUUGCUGCUCAUCCGAGGAUUUACUAUUUCAAUAAGCAUCUCAACACUCUCUGCAAGGAGAACCGAAUCAGCCAAGCUUUCAUUUUGUUCUACGACGCCAUUCGUGACAAAACCCUAGAACCCAAUGUGGCCACUUACAGCACCAUGAUCCGUGCUUGCUGCUCCAAUGGUCGCCUCAAUGACGCUUUGCAACUCUAUCAAUUGAUGGUAAACAACUGCAUAACUCCAGACCUGAUCGUUUACAGCAUUCUUGUUGAUGGAUUUUCCAAAAAAGGAAGGCUUGAUGAAGCUCAUUCUCUGCUUCACAAGGCUUUGGGUAAUGGCAUCAAGCCGGACGUGGUGCUUUUCAGUUCACUCAUGGAUGGGUAUGCCAGAGUUGGUCAUGCGCACAAGGUGUUUGCUUUAUUGACUGCAAUGCUAGAAAUGAAUUUGAGACCCAAUUUGAUCACUUUCAGUAUAAUGAUUGAUUUUUUAUGUCGAAAUGAUCGAAUUCUCGAAGCAUUUUGCGUGCUUUCGAUGAUUGUGAAACGAGGGAUUAAGCCGAAUGUUAUGGUUUAUAGUAGUUUGAUCAGAGGUUUCUGCAUUAUUGGGAGGUUGGUAGAUGCGUUUGAGGUUUAUGAGUGCAUGGUGAGCAAUGGUUGUGCCCCUGAUGAGGUUGUUCUUGGUGUGCUUGUUAAAGGUCUCUGCGACGCUGGAAGAAUGCGUGAUGCCUUUCGGUUUAUUCUCAAGUCGAGUAUAAAGCCGAACAUUGUCGUCUAUAAUGAAGUGAUGAAUGGAUGGUGUAGAGCUGAAAGAUUAGCAGAUGCGUUGAAGGUUUUUCGGCAAUUAAACGAUAUUGUGCCUGAUGUGAUCACUUUUACUGUAUUUAUCAGAGGAAUGAUUGAGAAAGGAAUGGUGAUUGAAUCAGUGAUGUUGUUCUUUAGGAUGCUGAAGAUGAGCUCUGUGCCUGAUGUUGUGACAUACUGCAGUUUGAUUGAUGGCUUGUGCAAGCACAAGAGUGUGGUUUAUGGAUUGAAGGUUUAUGAUUUGAUGAUUAGAAAUGGAAUUGAUGCUGAUGUUUAUGUAUAUAAUGUGCUUAUCAAUGGUUUGUUCAAGGAAGGCCAUGCCGAAGAUGCACAGGCAUUGUUCGAUGAGCUAAUAGAGCCUGACAUUGUGAGCUACAACACUAUGAUUUGCGGCUUCUGUUCUAUGAGACGAUUAGACAAAGCCGUAGGAUUUCUUAAGCGAAUGGUUAAAGGUGAUGUUCGACCGAAUGCCAUUACUUACACAAUACUUAUACACGCUUUCUGUAAAGAAGGGAGACUGGAUGAUGCAAUGCAGUUGUUCAAUGAAAUGCUCGAUAAGGGCCCGGUGCCAAAUAUCGUGACAUAUACUUGUUUGAUAGAUGGCAAUUUUCAAGCAAAUAAGACGGAGAAUGCGAUCGCACUCCAUGAGGAGAUGCUAAGGAAAAGUGUUGAGCCGAACAUUGUUAGUUAUAGUGUUCUUAUUGAUGGUCUCUGCAAGGAAGGGAGAAUGGAGGAGGCAUCAGUGGCAUUUGAGAGUGCUGUUGGUAGGGGUUUGUUGCCUGAUGUUGUGGCUUAUGGAAUAUUGAUACGUGGGCACUGUGUUGCUGGCAAGGUAAUUGAAGCAGUUAUGUUGUAUGAUAGGAUGUUAGCUGAUGGAAUCAAGCCUGAUGGUUUUGUGUAUACAGUGCUUGUGGAAUGUCUUGGUAGGAUGGGUUGUAUUGUAGAUACUUGUGAACUGAGUCAAUUUAUUGUUUAAUUUUAGUGAUUCAAGAUACAAAAACUUAAGUGACAUUGAUUGUGUUAUUUUUGAGCUCAUUUUGUUAUGCAUGAAUACUGGAAAAUAAUGUUGAAAACUUCCCAAGAUGUAUCUUUUUGUAAGAUUGAUGAGAAC
This is a messenger RNA of Dioscorea cayenensis subsp. rotundata (Guinea yam), 2169 nucleotides long. Its product is annotated as putative pentatricopeptide repeat-containing protein At1g31840. The coding region runs from base 106 to 2034 and encodes 642 amino acids. Gene Ontology annotation, molecular function: protein binding. The transcript has a single exon. The record is from RefSeq and is a predicted model, not a curated record. NCBI's taxonomy places the organism in Eukaryota, Viridiplantae, Streptophyta, Magnoliopsida, Dioscoreales, Dioscoreaceae.